Messenger RNA from Sphaerodactylus townsendi, 1137 nucleotides. RefSeq names its product E3 ubiquitin-protein ligase TRIM7-like. The transcript has 7 exons. The coding region runs from base 1 to 1137 and encodes 378 amino acids. Lineage: Eukaryota; Metazoa; Chordata; Lepidosauria; Squamata; Sphaerodactylidae. The record is from RefSeq and is a predicted model, not a curated record. Gene Ontology annotation, molecular function: protein binding; zinc ion binding.
AUGGCUGGUAGAAAUGAGAUCCUUUGCCAGGUGUACCAGGAGCCGCUGAAGCUCUUCUGUAAGGACGAUGAAGCCCUCGUCUGCAUGGUCUGUGUCAAAUCCGGGGAGCACAAAGAUCACAGGAUCCUUUUUCUUGAGGAGGUCUCUCCAGAAUACAAGGAGAAGUUCGCCAUCUUUCUGGAUAUGCUGAAAAAGGAGAGAGACAGGAUUGUGAAGCAAGUGACUGGAGAGAAGCGACAGAUGGUCACCAACUUCAGAGAACUGCACUCGCUUCUGGAGAAGCAAGAGAACCGUUUGGUGGCUCAGUUGGAAGAGGUGGAGGAGGAGGUGGGAAGAAACAGGGAUCAGCAUCUCAUCAAGUUUUCUGAGGCACUCUCCUCUGUGGACAGCCUCAUCCAGGAGGUGAAGGAGAAGUGUCAGCAGCCGCCCACUGAACUCCUGCAGGGUGCCAGGAGCCUCUUGCAGAGGUGUGAAGGAAAACCAAAAUUCAGGAAUCCAGUGCGUUUUUCGCUUGCACUGAAGUGGAAGAUCUGGGAAACCUCAAAUCCAAAUCCCCUUUUGGAGGGUAUCAUGAGGAAAGUCAAAGAGAUACUGGAUUUUGGACUUUGCCCGCAGGAAGCAAAAGUGACGCUGGAUCCAGACACAGCCGGUCCCUUCGUAGUCCUGUCUGAGGAUCAGAAAAGUGUGAGACCAGGAGGAAGAGCUCACAUUCUACCUUUCAGUCCUGACGGAUUUGAAUGUUAUAUGGCUGUGUUGGGCCGUGAAGGGUUCACAGGAGGCCACUAUUUCUGGGAUGUCCUUGUGGGAAUUGAGGAAGGAUGGGCUUUGGGGGUGGCCAGAAAUUCUGUGAACAGAAAUGAACGGAUUGCGUUCUUUCCUGAGAAAGGGAUCUGGGCUGUGGGGAAAUGGGACGGGUGCUACAGGGCUGCAAAAAACUGCUCUUAUAUUCCCCUGGCCCUGCCUGGGAAGCUGAAGAAGAUCCGAGUCAGUCUGAAUUAUGAUGGGGAUCGAGUGGCCUUUUUCGACUCUCCCCGAGGAAUCCUCUUAUAUGAGUACUCUGGAGUCUCCUUCUCUGGAGAGACCCUCCUGCCCUUCUUUUGGGUGUAUGGAAGAGGCCACCUCAGUCUCCCUUCUUGA